Colletotrichum chrysophilum is the source of this 381-nucleotide messenger RNA. RefSeq lists its product as uncharacterized. NCBI's taxonomy places the organism in Eukaryota, Fungi, Ascomycota, Sordariomycetes, Glomerellales, Glomerellaceae. The record is from RefSeq and is a predicted model, not a curated record. The transcript has a single exon. The coding region runs from base 1 to 381 and encodes 126 amino acids.
AUGUUUGGGCUCAAAGCACUGUCAACCGGGCUCUUUGCCGCUGCCUCCGUCUCUGGAAUCCAACUUUGGAAGACGCCCGGCCAAAUCCCGACUGACGUGCCAGCCAGAUGUCGUGCAGCGCUGAGCACCAACAUUACCUGCGACUUUUUGGUCACGGCUGAUAGCGCUGCGAACGGAGAGGUCGUCGUCGGCGAAGCGGCUGAUGUCUUUUGCAACUCCGCCUGCCGAGACUCGCUGCGCUCGUUCACGAGUAGCGUGACAUCUGGAUGCGGGCAUACGCAAUACAAGCUGUGGGAGAAUAGCACAAUGACAGCUUCCGGUCAGGCUAUGGCAGAAGGGCUGCUCUGGGCGAAUAGCCUCCUUUGCAUUCAAGACGAGUAA